GGCGGUGUCGGUGGAAGGUGAGCUGAGGCUGGAAUUGGAGGCGCGGCGCAUUUGAGGAGACUGGUAUUGAACUGCUUGUUCAGUGGCUCCUCUUCAGAACUGUGAUGAAAUGGCGUGCCCCAAGGCUGCUGCUUUCCUCCACCUGUUGCUCCUUCCAAUCCCUGCAGGCUAUUGAACCUCUACACCAGGGGUGUCCAACCUGUGACCCUGGAUGGCUAUGAAUGUGGCCCAACACAGAAUUUGUGGAAGCCAUAAAAUGUAAAACACAGGAGCUGUCAGCAGCCAUGCAUCCUGCCAUGUGGAACUGAUCUGCAAUGAAAAAGAAUGAAGCUGACAUGCAGAAAGCAGCAGAGGUGAGAAGCAAUCAGAGAGUCCUGGAAAAUCUCAAAUCCCUGGUUCCAGUUGUUCCUGAAGGUUUCAGAACCAUGUGUGCUCAGUACUGCAUCUCCUUUGCUGAUGUUGAAAAAGCUCAUAUCAACAUUCGAGAUUUUAUCCACCUCACACCAGUGCUAACUAGCUCCAUUUUGAAUCAAGUAACGGGACGCAAUCUUUUCUUCAAAUGUGAACUCUUCCAGAAAACUGGAUCUUUUAAGAUUCGUGGUGCCCUCAAUGCAAUCAGAGGUUUGAUUCCUGCCACUUCAGAAAGGCCCAAAGCUGUUGUUACUCACAGCAGUGGAAAUCAUGGCCAGGCUCUUGCCUAUGCUGCCAAAUUGGAAGGAAUUCCUGCUUAUAUUGUGGUGCCUCAGACAGCUCCCAACUGUAAAAAACUGGGAAUACAAGCCUAUGGAGCCUCUAUAGUGUUCAGUGAACAGAGUGAUGAGGCCAGAGAAAAAGUUACAAAACAAAUUAUGGAAGAAACGGAAGGCAUCAUGGUACAUCCCAACCAGGAGCCUGCAGUGAUAGCUGGGCAAGGGACAAUCGCCAUGGAAGUGCUGAACCAGGUUCCCUUGGUAGAUGCACUGGUGGUACCUGUAGGAGGAGGAGGAAUGGUUGCUGGAAUAGCAAUUACAGUUAAGGCACUGAGACCUAGUGUGAAGGUAUAUGCUGCUGAACCCUUGAAUGCAGAUGACUGCUACCAAUCCAAACUGAGAGGGGAACUGACCCCCAACCCCUACCCUCCAGAAACCAUAGCAGAUGGUGUCAAAUCUAGCAUUGGCUUAAACACCUGGCCUAUUAUAAGGGACCUCGUGGAUGAUGUCUUCACUGUCAGAGAGGAUGAAAUUAAGUAUGCAACCCAGCUGGUGUGGGAGAGAAUGAAACUGCUUAUUGAACCUACAGCUGGUGUUGGAGUGGCUGCUGUUCUGUCUCAGCAUUUUCAAACCAUUUCCCCAGAAGUAAAGAACAUUUGUGUUGUGCUCAGUGGUGGAAAUGUAGACUUAACCUCUGUAACUUGGAUGAAGCAGGCUGAAAGGCCAGCUCCUUAUCAAUCUGUUUUUGUUUAAUUUAUCCAUAA
Phyllostomus hastatus (greater spear-nosed bat) is the source of this 1453-nucleotide messenger RNA. RefSeq names its product serine racemase (gene SRR). NCBI's taxonomy places the organism in Eukaryota, Metazoa, Chordata, Mammalia, Chiroptera, Phyllostomidae. Gene Ontology annotation, molecular function: magnesium ion binding; pyridoxal phosphate binding; threonine racemase activity. Gene Ontology annotation, cellular component: cytoplasm. Gene Ontology annotation, biological process: D-serine biosynthetic process; L-serine metabolic process; pyruvate biosynthetic process. The coding region runs from base 315 to 1442 and encodes 375 amino acids. The transcript is spliced from 10 exons. The record is from RefSeq and is a predicted model, not a curated record.